Cyphellophora europaea CBS 101466 is the source of this 303-nucleotide messenger RNA. RefSeq lists its product as uncharacterized. The record is from RefSeq and is a predicted model, not a curated record. Gene Ontology annotation, cellular component: endoplasmic reticulum membrane; dolichol-phosphate-mannose synthase complex. Bases 1 to 303 code for a protein of 100 amino acids. The transcript has 2 exons. NCBI's taxonomy places the organism in Eukaryota, Fungi, Ascomycota, Eurotiomycetes, Chaetothyriales, Cyphellophoraceae. Gene Ontology annotation, biological process: GPI anchor biosynthetic process.
AUGACGCGUGCCGCGCAGACUAUUUCCUUUGCACUGCUGGUGUCCUCGGCAUACCUCCUGCUGGCGCUUCCACUACUGACGGAGAACUCGCCCAUUCCAUCUAUCCUGCCAGCGAAGAUCCAGAACGAAAUCGUCCCAGUGCUGCCAUUUUGGGCUGUGAUUUCACUCGGCGCGUACCUGCUUGGCCGACUUGGACUCGGUGUCCUCACCUUCAACGAUACCCACGAUGCCUAUGUCGAGCUCCAGACUCAGAUCGAACAGGCCAAGAAGGAUCUGUCGGCCCGCAAAGUCGGCACCGAUUAG